Messenger RNA from Triticum turgidum subsp. durum (durum wheat), 213 nucleotides. The record is from the annotation of a GenBank genome assembly. Lineage: Eukaryota; Viridiplantae; Streptophyta; Magnoliopsida; Poales; Poaceae.
AUGGUCGAGGCAGACAGGCACAUCAAGGAUCUGACCAUCAUCACCGAGUACGUCGGCGAGGUUGACUACCUUCGAAAUUGUGAGCACGACGACGGUGACAGCAUGAUGACUCUGCUCUUCGCCGAGCCGCCAUCCAAGAGCCUCGUCAUCUGCCCCGACAGGCGGAGCAACAUUGCACGGUUCAUCAACGGGAUAAACAACCGGAAGGCAUGA